UCAUGCCAGACCAACAGAAGAAAAUCAUUUUUUGCAUGGCUGGGGUCUUAAGCUUUGUGUGCGCUCUUGGAGUUGUGACAGCUCUGGGGACACCACUGUGGAUUAAAGCCACCAUCCUUUGCAAAACAGGGGCUCUGCUCGUCAAUGCCUCAGGACAGGAGCUGGACAAGUUCAUGGGUGAGAUGCAGUAUGGGCUUUUCCACGGAGAGGGUGUAAGGCAGUGCGGGUUAGGAGCAAGGCCCUUUCGGUUCUCAUGUAACUCCAAGAAGGAGAGUUACUCUCUGUGGAGGGCAAGGGGUGAAACCUCAGUUUUCCCAGACUUGCUCAAAGCAAUUCCAGUGAGCAUCCACGUCAACGUCAUUCUCUUCUCCACGGUCCUUGUUGUUCUAACCAUGGCGGGAGCAGCCUUCUUCAUGUACAAUGCUUUUGGCAAACCCUUUGAAGCCCUGCACGGUCCCCUGGGGUUGUAUCUUUUGAGUUUCAUCUCAGGCUCCUGCGGCUGUCUUGUCAUGGCUUUGUUUGCCUCUGAAGUGAAAAUCCAUCACCUCUCAGAAAAAAUUGCUAAUUAUAAAGAAGGGACUUACGCAUACAAAACGCAAAAUGAAAAGUACACCACCUCCUUCUGGGUCAUUUUCAUUUGCUUUUUUGUUCAUUUUCUGAAUGGGCUCCUAAUACGACUUGCUGGAUUUCACUUCCCUUUUUCAAAAUCUAAAGAUUCAGAGACAACAAAUGUAGCUUCAGAUUUAAUGUACUGA
Molecule: messenger RNA, 755 nt
Organism: Chinchilla lanigera (long-tailed chinchilla)
Lineage: Eukaryota; Metazoa; Chordata; Mammalia; Rodentia; Chinchillidae
Gene: Clrn1
Product: clarin 1
Exons: 5
Coding region: 3-755 (250 amino acids)
Biological process (GO): sensory perception of sound; equilibrioception
Source: RefSeq, a predicted model, not a curated record